Molecule: messenger RNA, 381 nt
Organism: Knipowitschia caucasica
Lineage: Eukaryota; Metazoa; Chordata; Actinopteri; Gobiiformes; Gobiidae
Source: the annotation of a GenBank genome assembly
AUGGCUGAUGAAAUAGCAAAAGCGCAGGCUGCCCAGCCAGGUGGAGAUACAAUAUUUGGGAAAAUCGUACGGAAAGAGAUCCCUGUGGCUUUUCUCUAUGAAGAUGACCAGUGUGUAGCCUUCAACGAUGUCGCUCCCCAGGCUCCCACCCACAUCCUUGUUGUCCCAAAGAAGCCAAUAGCUCAGCUUUCAAAAGCAGAAGAGAGUGAUAGUGCAUUGCUGGGUCACUUAAUGAUAGUUGCCAAAAAGUGUGCAAAGCAGGCAGGUCUUUCUAAAGGCUUCAGGAUUGUUGUCAACGAUGGAUCGGAUGGAGGCCAGUCAGUCUACCACAUCCAUAUUCAUGUCCUGGGUGGUCGACAGAUGGACUGGCCCCCAGGCUAA